AUGUCUCGCGUCUCGUACGGGAGUCGUGCUGGCGACGCGACCGACUAUGGCGGCGGGGGCCAUGUCCAGUUCGUAGGACCACGACACGCAGCGCGCGCGGGACCCUACGACUCGUUAGAAGCGCUGAUCGCCGCGCUGCGCCAGGAAUUCGACGCCGCCGCGGAGAGUGUCAUGCCGGUGUGCACCACCCUCGAGAUGUCGCUGGGCUUGACCGCCGUCAUUCCGCUGGUGCGGCCGGGGAUCGGACCUUAUUCCGAGGGCGGCGACCACGACCUGCCGUUCGAGUUCAAGAACGGGCUGUAUGAGAUGGAACACGAUCCCGGGCAGAAACAUCCUCGCGCGCCAUGUAGCGCCAUCAUCAAUGUGACAGAUGCCAGACAAAAGCAGGUUGUGCAACGGGCGGCUUCGAGAGGGAUCAUCUCGGCGAUCGAAGCCCUCGAUGGAUUCCGAUACAGCUUCAACAAUGCCUGGACGGCAAAGGACGAGGAAGGCGCGCGCUUCUCCUUCAUCUGUCAGGACAGCAUGCAGAACAAGGACCGGCAUGCGAAUGGUUACACGCGAAUCCUCAAGCAUCUCAAGGACCCCGGCGGCGCCGAGCGAGGACCGCGAAAGCCGACAUAUGACUGCAAAGGCAGCGUCAGCAUCAAGUUCAGCUCCUCGAGACAGAGCUGUGAUGUGUUUUACCGGCACAACGCGAUCCAUGAAACUGUCGCCGCGAGAAAACCGGCGGCCCGAGCAGCAGCAGCGGCCAAGCGAACUUCAAGCUCAUGGAUUAGAUUGCCGAGUGCUGCGACGCCCAUCGCUCCACAGGAAGAGGACACCGGUGGUUUAUCAGCAAUGCUUCAGGCGGAGACUGCGAGCUCGGCUCUAGCGCUGGUCAAACCGCCCCCAGCACAAUCAGGCCCCUCGACCUCGAACAUAGGUAGACCGCUGAAGCGGAAGCGGGACGAGACUGCACCACCAGGGCGACUCUCGGAACAACCACUAUCGCUGGCAGACUUGCUCAGACAGAGCGAGACAGCAAAAGCGCCACCUCCAACGAAUGAGAACGGCGGAAAGUCCACGCCUGGUGCGGCGGCUGUUGCAUAUGAACUACCCUCAUGGCAGACUCCGCCCCCAGCCCUGCGUCAGUCAGCGGAUGGACUUCCUUAUCCGCUUCCAUAUCAGCCCAAGGGCAGGAAUAUGGUAGUAACAGCCUUGACACCACCCUCUGGUACGUCAGCUGCAUUGAAGAACCCUCCGCACCCGAAGAACUUCCAGCAAUUUCGUGUGAGCAGCAGCACGCCUGCACGAAAACAAUCGGCGUCGCAAGGCUUGUUCACGACGAUGAAGAUGGUCCCGACGAACAAGCCCCCUCUCCGCUGGCCACAACAGUCCCAGCGGUCAGCGAUGAGCCCACCCAGCGCGACCCAUUUUGUUGCACAAUCCAGGCAUAGAUCUGUGCUGGCCUGUACUAACUGCAGAUUAGCCAAGAGGCGCUGCGACGAAGGACGGCCUCAUUGCGGACCUUGCUCUAAAACUGGCAGAUUGGACUGUAAAUAUGAAGCACCCGCGGGUUGGAGAGCAAUAAUGAGCGCAGAUUCCCAGCAGUCUCCGACUCAGCAGAAUACUUCUUCUGCGCUUGCGCAGUCGACCCCCAACUCUGCGCAACCUACUACACAGUCUGCGCAGAACAUUGGUCAGCAGAGUGCACAAACCUCUCCACAGUGGCAACCUCCCUCCGCACAGAACACGAACUCACAACAGUGGCCCUCACAGAGCUCGCCUCCGCUACAAACAUGGGGCAAUAUCACUAUCGCAUCGCCGAAUAUCGUGAGGCCAUCAAGUCCUGAUCCUUGGUAUCCGAAGCGAUGAGAAAAGAGCCCCAAUGCUGCGCAGACCCACCGUAUUCCAUUUCCUCGGCACCCGGUUUCUGAAAUGAACGAGAACGAGUCAACGACGCGUAGGAUCGCAUGAGCGCGGAUGCCGCUAUGAGGCCUGGAAGGUAUCGGAAUGCAUGGUCAGAGUGUGCCUUGGCUCAAGAAGGCAUGGUCUUGUUGCGCGUUACCAUUUUACCACAUGGAAGACAUGCCAAUGACGGCUGUCCGCGCUGGCAUUGGACCCGCAAUUCACUUGACAGAGCUUGCGCUCUCCUCCGAGCCACUCUUUCAACUCGAACCGAUAGCGCAAAAACGGCCAUUUGCAGCAAUCGUGGUGAACAUGUUGUCAUCGAUGUAGCUGAAUGAGCAUGCAAUGCAAC
Molecule: messenger RNA, 2239 nt
Organism: Sphaerulina musiva SO2202
Lineage: Eukaryota; Fungi; Ascomycota; Dothideomycetes; Mycosphaerellales; Mycosphaerellaceae
Exons: 2
Coding region: 1-1854 (617 amino acids)
Biological process (GO): positive regulation of transcription by RNA polymerase II
Cellular component (GO): nucleus
Molecular function (GO): zinc ion binding; DNA-binding transcription factor activity, RNA polymerase II-specific
Source: RefSeq, a predicted model, not a curated record